This is a messenger RNA of Ochotona princeps (American pika), 5270 nucleotides long. RefSeq names its product RIMS-binding protein 3A-like. Lineage: Eukaryota; Metazoa; Chordata; Mammalia; Lagomorpha; Ochotonidae. The transcript has a single exon. The record is from RefSeq and is a predicted model, not a curated record. Gene Ontology annotation, cellular component: nucleus; manchette. Gene Ontology annotation, molecular function: protein binding. Gene Ontology annotation, biological process: spermatid development; neuromuscular synaptic transmission; fertilization. Bases 102 to 5000 code for a protein of 1632 amino acids.
GGGGCGCCGGAAGGGGCGCGCGGAGUGGCGGCCGUUGGCGAGCUACGAUCUGGCCAGGCGGUCCCAGGUGGGGCCAGGCGUUAGCCUGGGCCGUGGCCACCAUGACCAAAGACUCGCCCGGCCCCUCGGGCGGCGGCGGCCGCGGGUCGCUCAAGAAGCCGGGCAGCCCGGGCCCGUCGGCGAUAAUGCUGGAGGAGCAGAGGCGGGAACUGCAGAAGCUGAGGGCCGAACUGGAGGCGGAAAGGACACGCGGCAGGGCCGAACGGCGACGCUCGGCGUCGCAGGCGCGCCAGCUUCGGGAGACAGCCGAGCGGGAGCGGCAGCACCUGGCUGAGCACCUGCGCUCCAAGUGGGAGGCCCAGCGCUUCCGGGAGCUGCGGCAGCUGCAGGAGGAGGUGCAACGGGAGCGCGAGGUCGAGAUCCGCCGGCUGCUGCGCUGGAAAGACGCCGAGAUGCGGCAGCUGCAGCAGCUGCUGCAGCGCGAACGGGACGGCGUGGUGCGCCAGGCGCGGGAGCUGCAGCGCCAGCUGGCCGAGGAGCUGGUGAACCGCGGCUACGGCGGCCACGCGGGGGCACCCGAAGGCCCCGCCGCAGCGCAGUGCCGCUGUCGCCUGCAGCAGGUGCUGGGGCAACUGCGCUGGGACACGGACGGCGAGCAGGCGGCGCGCAUCCGCCACCUGCAGACAGCGCUGGAAAUGGAGCGCCAGCUCUUCCUCAAGUACAUCCUGGAACACUUCCGCUGGCAGCCCGUGUUGCCCGAACCCUCCUCAGACUCGCAAGCCACGCCGCCGGUCUCGCCAAAGCGGCUCCUAGGCUCUCGCCGUGCCCCGGAGCUCGCCUGCCGACCGGGGUCCCUGGAUAGCCUGAGCACCGGCGUGCGCGCGCGCUCCCGCUCUCUGGACCUAGUGCCCGCCGCCCGCAGCACCAGCUCUCCGAAUGACCCAUUUCCCACGCGCGCCAGCUCUCUGGAUUCGCUGGCGCCUGCGCAGUCCCGCUCAGGCGACAACACCUCGAGCUGCCUCAAAGCCUCCGAGUCCGAGGCACGGGCCUCCUCGACAGACGCCUCGGUUCUGGGCUCCCCCUGUGCUGUGUCGCCCUUGCAGCUCCCGCCACCGGCGACGCCGUCGCACAGGAAGCCAGGCGAUCCUCUUGGAGAAGAGGGCUAUGGCAACAGCCAGCUGUGCGAAGCCGCCGCUGCCACCACCACUACCUCCUCCACGUCCUCCUCCUCCUCCUCCUCCUCCUCCUCGCCGCAGCCACCGCUGUCCGAUCCGGACUACAAGGAACUGAUGAAGCAGAACUCGGAGCUGAGCGAAGCGCUGCAGGUGCUGGCGCGCCGCUUCUCGGGGCUGCAGGAAGAGAACGCGCAGCUGCGGCGUGCCAGCUUCUCCGGGCAGGCGGAUGAGAAGGUGAAGCGACUCAAAGUGAAACACGCGGAGCUGACGGGCCUGGCGCUACGUCUGCAGGAUCGUGCCCGCAAGCUACAGGAGACCAACCUGCGGGCGGCGAGCGCGCCGGUGCCGGGCUACAGCCACGCCGACCUGGAGCUGUGCCAGGCCUUCGCCCGCCAGCGCUUCCAGGAUCUGUCGGAGCAGGCGAGCGCGCUCCUGGCCAAGGACAAGCAGAUCCAAGAGCUGCGGCACGAAUGCCACCUGCUGCAGGCGCGCGUCGCCUCCAUCAGUUCGGGCGGCCCCUCGCAUUCCGCGGGUGCUGCCUCCCCCGCUCAGUGGCUGGGCAUCAGUGACUUGGACCGGCUGCAGCGCGAGUCCCAGCGGGAGGUGUUGCGUCUGCAGAGGCUAUUGAUGCUGCAGCAGGGCCAGAGCCCACGGAGCGAGGAGGAAGAGGAAGCGGCGCUACGGCAAGUGCGAGCGCUGGAGCGCAAGUGCGAGGAGCUGGGCGAGCAGGCGGCGGUGGCUAACCGGCGCGGCGACGAAGCCGAAGCCCAACUGCAGGCAGCCUUGAGGCAGGGCGCCUGGUUAGCGGAGGAGAACGCUCGGCUACAGGCGCGGGUCGACUGGGUGCGCAAGGUGGCAGCCGAGAACGGCGACGUGCGCGGGCGGCUGGGGCGCGCGGGCCAGGAGCGCGAGGCCGCCGGCCUGCUGGCGGAGCAGCUGCUGCGACAGGCGGCGCGCGGGCAGGACAGGCAGCAGCAGCUGCAGCACGACCUACACAAGGCCCUGAGCAACCUCCAGGCCGCCCAGCAAGAGGUGCGGACCCUGCAGGGGCAGCCGGGCCAGUCUUCCAGUCAACCCUGCGAAGCCCUCCUAAACCUGGAUUCUCCAUCUCGGUCCAGCAGGCCGGAGGGUUCCACACCGCCUUCUCAGAGCAGCGGAGACAGACCCAAGAGGCCAGAGUCAACGCGAGGGAGCCCAGUUACCCCUGAGGAGGCAGCUUGGGUCCCCCAAGAGUCAGACAGAAGCCUCACAGCCAGCCCAGCCCCAGAAACCAAAACCCAGACCAGAAAAAUCAGCUCCCAUUCCAACUCCUCCUCAGAGGUGGAGUCCCUGUGGGCCACUGUACCAUCCUGCCCAACCCUGGACAUGGACACGGCCAGUGAGGUGGAUGAUCUGGAGCCUGACAGUGUGUCCCCGGCCCUGGAGGCUGGGCCUGCCCAAUCUCCUGCCACCCUCAAAUUCAAGAUCUUCUUGGCCAGGUACAGCUAUGACCCAUUUGAGGGCCCCAAUGACCACCCUGAAGCCGAGCUGCCCCUCACGGCCGGGGACUGUGUAUACAUCUUUGGAGACAUGGAUGAAGACGGCUUCUACCAAGGGGAACUUGAAGAUGGCCGCCGAGGCCUGGUGCCCUCCAACCUCAUUGAGCAGAUCCCAGAGACUGAUAUCUUGGGUUGUCUGUCGUCCAAGGUCAGCGACUCCAGCAAUGACCCCAUUGGCCCCACUCAAAUGCCAGUUGCCUCAUUGCCUGGGGAGGAAGCUUUAGGUCCGGGGCCACCACACAAGACAAGAAAGGUGGGCUCCAAGACUGCAGUGGCUAUGGACACUGGCCAGCUGGGCUCACCAAAGAGCCCCGGGGAGCAGGGCUUCCCCAGACCCCUUCUGGUGGCCAGAGGGGCGCUCUGUGUGGCCCCGAUGCAGCUCCACCUGCAGGGUGUGACGGCUACCUCAGCCGAGAUCGCUUGGAUCUGCAGCAUCAGCAGCCAUCCCCAUGUGGUGUACCUCGACGGCCAGGAGCAUGCCCUGACCCCAGCGGGCGUUAGUCACUACACCUUCCAGAGCCUGCAUCCUGGCACACGCUACCAGGCCCUGGUUGAGGUACGGCUGCCGUGGGACCUGCUACAGGUGCGCUGGGAGACCGUGUCCUCCACCAUCACCUUCGACACGCCACUAGUGGGUCCCCCCGACCCACCCCUGGACGUGCUGGUGGAACACCAGGGCUCCCCAGGCCGCCUGGUGGUGAGCUGGCUCCCUGUGACCAUCGACUCAGCCGGCUCCUCCAAUGGGGUCCAGGUCACGGGCUAUGCUGUGUACGCCGAUGGGCUCAAGGUGGCGGAGGUGCCCGACGCCACUGCCGGGAGCACCCUGUUGGAGUUCUCCCAGCUGCAGGUGUUGCCUGCGUACCAGAAGGUCUCUGUGAGGACCAUGUCCCUCUUUGGCGAAUCCUUGGACUCAGUACCGGCACAGAUCCCUGAGGACUGUCACUCCUGUCCCCAGCCGCCAGAGGCUCCUCCAUUCAGCUACCCCUCUGGUGACCCAUCCGCCUGCAGAGUCACCUUUCCUAUUGGCUCUCAGAAACCAGCCCUGGCUCCUCUUAACGCCAAGACCAACUCCUGCACCUCUGGCAGCUGUGGUGAACCCCAGACUGAGUUCCCGGAUGCCUUCUCCGAAGAAUCCCUGAGCAGGCGGUCCUCUAGGUUCCACUUGAGUUCAGAAGGAGAAUAUCCAAAUUCAGGGCCCGUAGGCCCAAGUCAGGCUUUCACCAAGGCUCGGGAGGCCUGCGGAAAAGAUCUGUCCUUCCAGAACCAUGGGUCACCUCUGCCCAAUGGCCACUCUGGGAGAGAGGAAGAGCGUUUCCGGCAUAGGAGCGCUGCUGGCCAACGCCCCACCCCAGGGUUUGUUCACCUGUUCCCUGAGUGUAGACGGGAGAAAGAAUUGGGUCAGGAAAAACCUUUCCUUGAGAAGGCCCUUGGGUCAAAGCAAGAUGCCCAGGUGUUUGUAUCUCAGCAGGUGGGCACCAGCCAAUGUUUCCCAACAGACUUCCAUAACAUUGUGAAGGAUGAAGAGGAAGAGGAGGUGGAAGAGGAGGAGGAAGAGGAGGAGGAGGCAGCACUGUAUUUGGCUCCGUGGGGCACAGAGAGGCAGGAGCAGAGACAACAGAGUGGGCGAGGGCAGGCUCCCAGGGCCCGGAGACAGUGUCCAGCUCCACUCAGAAAAGCUAUUCCGAUGCCCAGGGCCAGCCCCGUACAGCUAGAACCCACAGCUAGCCCCGAGGUUAGGGUCUUUGUGGCUCCCUUUGAUUAUAACCCGCUCCUGACGUCUCCCCACAGGGAGGCUGGGGGGGAGGAGCUAGCUUUCCAGAAAGGGCAACUGCUGAGAAUCUGGGGCAGCCGGGACCCCCGCGGCUUCUACCAUGGUGAAUGCAACGGGCAAGUAGGCACCAUCCCCGAGCACCUGGUGGCUGAGGCAGAGGCGGGCAUCCAGUGGCCCAAUGCAGGGGCUUGGCGUUUGCUACCCGCCUUGGACCGCCACCUGGAGGCUUUCAAGGGGCUCAUGGGCCCCCAGGGCACCUUGUCCAGGCUUCAGAAGAACCCCAAAAGAACCCUGCUGUGGACCCCAAAGACCAUGCUGGCAGCACUGGACUACGAUCCCAAGGAUGGGCGGGUAGGGUGUGGUCGUGCCAAGGGCAAGCUGGCACUGAGGGCGGGAGAUGUGGUCACAGUCUAUGGACCUGUGGAUGACAAGGGAUUCUACUACGGUGAGUCCGGUGGCCACCGGGGCCUGGUCCCGGCGCACCUCCUGGAUCAAAUAUCCCUCCAUGGAGAAUGAACGAGAAAGGCUGCUUAGCUGUCUUCCCCUGGGAGGGGGAAGGCUGUGGCCUCUGGUUACCUACAUCUUGCCAGAGAGGAAUCAAGUGCACGGACCCUCCCACUAGUAUCUCCCAUCCCCCACUCUCCCACACAAACACUCACACCCUUCUCCCCAAAAGAGGCUAGUGUUGACCCCAUGGCAGUGUCCCCACACAUCUCUGGUAAUCUCUGGAAGCGGCAAGGUUCACAGCACCCGCAGUUAAGACACAUCCAACAGGAAAACAGAGUC